CUCUAUUUCUCUCUCUCUCUCCUUCUCUUCUUGCACUCUCCUCUCCUCCGGUUCGUCGCGUCAGUUCAUCUCGGGCGACGUUCACCACCGCCAUCACGCUGCUCGAUUCUACUCUCCGAGUGGGUACGGCGCGUUACUGAUCAGACGGGUGGACACACGGACCAUAACGCCGCCGCGGCGUUUGUCGUUCGUGGUGCUCUUCGUGUACGACCUGCGCGAAUCUCACACCGGCUGCACAUAGCGGGAUGGACCUUCGCCAGACCAGAGAAUCGCGACCACACAUCGGUUGAUAGGAGUUAGCGAAAGAGCACGCGAUCAGCAUCACCGAAAGUUGUGAGCACGACGGCUCCGUGACCACGUGAAGCGGCUGGGCCUCCUGCGACGGGGGGGGUCGAGGACCGCGCGCGCACCCCCUUAGAGCGUCUCUUAGACGAUGAUAGACCCAAGCUCGUCCGAAGAGGAGAGCGAGGAGGAUCAGAGCACCCACCAUGGCGGCGGCGGUGGUGGCGGCGGCGGCCGUGCAGGGAGCGGAAGCUCCCACGGCUCUCGUCGCCAUCCCGGCAGCGUCGGCAGCGGUCCGGGCUCUGGUAGCGUCGGCUCGCUCGCCUCGGGUCUCACCGCAUCGCCCGGUGGUCCAAAUCAUGUGGGUCCACCGAGCUCCGCGGGUGCUCAUGGAUCUGGGGGUCGCGUUGUUAGCGCGGCGGGCCAGCAAGACGGUGGUGGAGCCGGCCUGGACGUGCCCAAUCUCUCCAGCGCCAGGAACUCUCUGUCGCCGUCGACGAGCGCGGCACAGGACGCCGCCAAUUACGCCCAGAGGCCCACGAGUCCGUCACCGUCGGUAGCCAGCGAGAAAACGGAGGCAGAAUUGCAGGACAAGCAGGAGAGGGAAGAAGUGGAGAGGAAGACUCGGAUUCAGCUUUAUGUCUUCAUAUCGAGAUGCAUCGCUUAUCCGUUCAACGCCAAACAACCGAUGGACAUGGUUCGGAGGCAGAUGAAAGUAACGAAGCAACAAUUGGAGACGAUAUGCUCUCGUUUUCAGAGUUUUUUGAAGGGCGAGACGCAGAUCAUGGCGGACGAGGCGUUCCACAACGCUAUACAGAAUUACUACGACGUGUUCUUGAAGUCAGACAGAAUAGUGCAAAUGGUGCAGAGCGGAGGAUGCUCCCAGCUCGACUUCCGCGAGGUUUUCAAGAAGAACAUUGAGAAACGUGUUCGGAGUCUCCCGGAAAUCGAUGGACUGAGCAAAGAGACUGUGCUUACGUCCUGGUUGGCCAAGUUUGAUUGUAUUUUGAAAGGUACUGGUGACGAAGACACCAAGAGGCCUUCCAGGAUGCAACAGCAGUCUUUGAACUCGGAGCUGAUACUGUCGAAGGAGCAGCUGUACGACAUGUUUCAGCAGAUCCUCGGCAUCAAGAAAUUUGAGCACCAGCUUCUGUUCAACGCCCUCCUGUUGGAUUCAGCCGAUGAGCAGGCUGCCGCCAUCAGGAGGGAGCUGGACGGUCGCAUACAAAAGGUCAACGAGAUGGAGAAGAACCGCAAGCUCAUGCCCAGGUUCCUCGUAAAAGAAAUGGAGUCGCUCUACAUCGAGGAGCUCAAGUCGUCUAUCAACCUGCUAAUGUCAAAUUUGGAGUCUUUACCGGUCUCCAAGGGUUCGAUAGACAGCAAAUACGGGCUGCAGAAGCUGAAGCGCUACAACCAUCGUGGUGAGCGCUCCCGCUGCCGCGGUCAGGGUUCCCUCGCUAAACUGGAGGGCGACUCCGCUGAUUCCGAGCCCCAGCUGACGAAAAUGGACGUCGGCCUGACCUUCCAGGUGGAAGUAGUCGUAAUGGAGGUUAAAGGCCUCAAAAGCCUAGCAUCCAAUAGAAUAGUUUAUUGCACCAUGGAGGUGGAGGGCGGAAAGAAGCUACAGACUGGUCAGGCAGAGGCCUCCAAGCCCAUGUGGGACACACAGGGUGACUUCACGACGAUGCACCCGCUACCGGUGGUCAAGGUUAGAUUGUUCACCGAGAACUCGGCGAUGCUCGCGCUCGAGGACAAGGAGCUUGGCAAGGUGAUACUGCGGCCGAAUCCGUUGUCUAGCAAAGUGCCCGAGUGGCAUCACAUGACCGUGCCCAAGAAUUGCGCCGAUCAGGAUUUACGUAUGAAGAUCGCAUGUCGUAUGGACAAGCCACUCAACAUGAAACACUGCGGCUAUCUCUUCGCGAUGGGCAAGUCUGUAUGGAAAAAAUGGAAGAAGCGGUACUUUGUGUUGGUCCAAGUCUCGCAGUACACAUUUGCGAUGUGCUCGUACAAAGAGAAGAAAAGCGAGCCGUCGGAAAUGAUGCAGCUCGAUGGCUAUACAGUGGACUAUACCGAGGUCGUUUCUGCUAAUCUCGUGGUCGGCAUGGAUUUAGAGGGCGGAAGGUAUUUCUUCAACGCCGUGCAUGAGGGCGAUCAUAUAGUGUUCGCCUCGGACGACGAGAACGAGUGUCACUUGUGGGUGAUGGCGAUGUACCGGGCGACCGGUCAGUCGCACAAGCCCACUCCACCGGUCUCGGUGGCCGACAAGAACUCCACCAUCAGCAAGAUCCAGGGCGACGCAGACCGGGCGAAGAAGCACGGCAUGGAGGACUACAUAAGCGCCGAUCCGUGCAAGUUCGACCACGCCGCUCUGUUCAAGUACUUGCAGAACUUGAUCCUGGAUUACAGACUGAACGAUCCCUACUGCUCGCUCGGCUGGUUCUCGCCUGGUCAAGUUUUUGUACUGGACGAGUAUUGCGCCAGAUACGGCGUGCGUGGGUGCUUUCGGCAUCUUUGCUACCUUAACGAUCUAUUGGACAGAAUCGAUCGUGGGAUCAUGAUAGAUUCCACGUUGAUACACUUUAGCUUUGCCUUUUGCGCCACUCAUGUUUACGGUAACACAACCGACGGUGAGGGCUCGAUCACCCACGAGGAGAAAGAUAAAUUUCAGGAGAUCAAGGAACGGCUGAGACUGAUUCUCGAGAAACAAAUCACCAACUUUAGGUACAGUUUUCCAUUCGGGCGGCCUGAAGGCGCGUUGAAAUCAACCUUGUCUCUGUUGGAACGCGUCCUGAUGAAGGACAGCGUGGCGUCGGUGCCACAGGAGGAAGUGAAGGCAUUGAUAAAGAGAUGCCUAGAAACAGCGGCGAUCGUUAAUUACGAGAAAUUAUCCGCCGAGGCAAAACUCGAUGACGAUCUGAGCGGCGAGGUGUGUGUGCCUCCCAGCAAGAAGCUGGAGGAUCUUAUUCACCUCGCCGAGUUGUGCGUCGAUUUGCUGCAGCAAAACGAAGAACAUUAUUCGGAGGUAGCGUUCGCCUGGUUUAGCGAUCUUAUGGUGGAGCACGCUGAGAUCUUCUGGUCGCUCUUUGCCGAAGACAUGGAUAAGAUUCUGGCCGAGCAACCACCCGACACGUGGGACAGUUUUCCGCUGUUCCAGAUUAUGAACGAUUAUCUUAGGACGGACGACAAUUUGAAGAACGGAAGGUUUCAUCAGCAUCUGCGCGACACGUUCGCGCCGUUGGUCGUGCGUUACGUCGAUUUGAUGGAAACGUCGAUCGCUCAGUCGAUUCACAAAGGUUUUGAGAAGGAGCGAUGGGAGAUCAAGGGCAACGGCUGCGCCACUUCGGAAGACCUCUUCUGGAAGUUGGAUGCGUUGCAGUCGUUUAUCGGCGGACUGCACUGGCCCGACCAGGAGUUCCGACAACAUCUCGAACAGAGGCUGAAGUUGAUGGCCUGCGACAUGGUGGAGUCGUGCAUUCAGAGGACCGACGCGGCCUUUCAGCAAUGGCUGAAGAAGGGUGUGACUUUCACCUCCACCGAUUAUAUCAUACCGUCGGAGAUGUGCGCUAUGGUGAAUGUUAUCUUGGAUGCCAAGAACCAGAGUUUUAAACUUUGUACUGUCGAUGGUGUCGAUGUGCAUCAAUAUCAUGCAAAGAUCGACGACAUGAUCGAAAAGACGUCAGCGGGAAUGAAUCAAGGAAUGAUCAACAAGCUUGUAAUGGUACUAGAAACGACACUCUCGAAGUUGUCUCGUUACGACGAAGGUUCCCUCAUCGGUUCCAUUCUCAGCUUUACGAAGGUAUCAGGAAGUGGGAAGGAAAUGGGACAAGCCUACGUAAAUUUCACGAGAAACUGCAUGGAUCAGAUUCGUAGCAAAGUCCUCGACGAAUUGUGGAUCCUGACUUUCUUCGAGCAAUGGUACACGGCGCAGAUACAAAUACUGUGUAAUUGGUUGUCCGAGAGACUCGAUCAUAACCUGCACCUGUAUCAAUGUACCUGCCUAGCUCACAUCGUGAAGAAGAUCUACUCGGACUUCGAGCUCCAGGGCGUAAUGGAGGAGAAACUCAACUCGAAGACAUAUCAGACUAUAUCCAAGAGGAUGCAGACGGAAGAAGCAACUUGUGCCUUAACCAUGAGCGCUCAGAACGAAGAAGGGCUUUCGGAGAAUGGUAAUGACGACGAGGUGGAGAGACCUAAGACAAAAGUGACGAUCGUUGAGACGAUAACAGGAGAGGAGGCAAAUUACGUGGCCAAUCUGAGCAACGUCACCUCGAACGUUGUUGGCAAAGUCGGUAACAUGUUCGGCAAGGGCAUCGGCGGUCUUUCUACAAAAUUCGGCGGAGCCACUAGUUGGUUCUAGUUAUUAUUUCUAGCACUCUGCCAGUAACCUUACAUUCGACUAGUACGUUCCUUCGUCUAAAUAAGGGGAUGCAGACGGGAAGAUUUGUAAAGGUUGUAGCUAAUACCGUAGGCGAUAUGAUGAUUUAGAGUUUUGUCCAUAUGACGAGUGGUAUGUUUAAAACGAUGCAAUCGAUCGGAUCAGUUGCUUUUAUCGUCUAGUGAAUCGUUUCGGUUUUAUCGGUGGAUUCUCGUCGAUAUCUUCCGGGCGCGUGCGCGUGCGCGCGCGCGUACGGGAUUACAAAAUUACUUAUCAAUUAAUCACGAUAAGAUAUCGCAAAAAUAACCCUUGAUAUAUUUCCGUUCACUCAUAGAUACCAUAGUUUUUCGGAUUCAACGUAAUAACGUAUAUUAGACGCGCGUUGUUGGAGAAUGACGCGAAAGAGGGAGCGCGGGCUCGUUGUGGAGUUUUCAUUGAAUCGUUUGCCGUUUAUGUUCGAUCUCAGGUAAUAGCGAACAUAGUUGAAGUAUGAAGCUCGGAAAGGCUGAUUAUGCUGGCACGCACGAUGUAUGCGAGAGUAAAGAAAACGCGUAGACUACUAACGUACACAUAUUACAAACAAAAAGAUAUAUGUAUAUAAACGUACAUAUAUGCAACGUGUAAUUAUUGAGGUAUUCGUACAUUUUGUCGUGCUCUGCACGCCAGAAGCACGUCGUUGAUAUAUUAGCUGAAUUGUCAACAGAAUACGAUUUUUCCUACUUAGUCUGUGUACCGCGAGUUGGUUUUGCGGAUUUAGUUGUUGAAGGAUAAAAGCGAGGACGCAUUUCGCGUAAUAACUCGGAAAAGAUUCUCGGGUAGGUUGCAACGUUACUUGGGUGUAGGGUGGAGGCACGCGACGGGGGCGCGGGAAAUCCCGGAAAAACGGACGAAAGCAAAAGAGGUUGAGGGCUUGAGGUGUGGAAGAACAGAACCGCGACUGUCACCGCUUACCGAGUUAAUUUUGCGACCAACAAGUCAAUGCUUUUUCAGCUGUUAGAUACGAUCGCUGUUAUCUGUUGGACGACCAUUCGUCGAAACUCGAAUCGAACAUCUCUCGUAUCAUCGCAAAAGUUCUUCGCGAAACGUGAAAGGAAACGAGAAAGUCGCGCUUUGUGAUACAAAAUAAAAUAUACAAGGUGGCCGAAAGUGCUCGGCCGGAGUGUUUUAGGGACGGCCCUUUUGACGAAUGUAGAGUCGAUAUUCCCUUGGCGAAAAUUUCGCAUCAUUCCGCUUUUCACCUCCAGUGUUACAUGCCAAUAAGAAGAACUUCUGAUAAAGCCGGUCUGGAACUAAUUUCGAAGCAAAGUUUCUAAAGUUCAACCGGUAAAACGGUCGUCGUCACAGAUUUGGCUGUGGAAAGAAUUAAAGUAAAGAGGGGCUGAUUUUCGGACCGAAACCGACUCGAUACUCGUCGAAGAAUCUGCGCCAAAAAAUACUUUUCGGUGGAUCCGAGACACACGAGACUGUGUGUAGCAUGUCAGAAGAGAAUUGACACAGCUGAUAUUGUUAUAACGCGCCAUAUCUCGCGUAAUAUCUCGCGUAAGCGCCGCUUGUGUAUUUCAUGUCGGAGUGACGAAUGUCUCGGCUAAAAUAUGCAAUUAGCAUAAACGACUCGAUCGAUGAUAGCUUUCAGAACGGCAAUAAGUAUAUAGGCAUCAGCGUAGCGCUUAAACAUUUAAAAUCGGAUCGUAGAGUACGCGCGAUAUAAGUUGCUGGCGAUAUAAUCUUUCGUAGUGUUUCUUCCGAUGGUACUAUUUACUAAACACACACACAGAGAGGUUUCAGCACGUUAAUUAGCCGCGAUUGAAUGGUCGCCGACAGCCAUCAGAAGCAGUGAGCGUAGUAGCAUGUUGUUUAUUAUCUGGGUUAUAUAUCAUGUGCUCGUUAUUACACAUAUCUGUGCUCGUUAUCGAUAUGUAAUAUGAUAUCGAUAUGCUUCGGAAUCAUUUGCAAAGAAGGGGAGGGAAAAAAAAACGCGAACGAGUGUGCACGGUCGGGAACUUUACUGAUGAGAGUCGCUCUCGGAGAUUGGUCAAAGGAUGCUUCGUUUACUAACGUUUAAUAACGUUCAAAUGGUUUCUCCGGCGUUAUUCGCUAAUGAAGGAAGAUUUCUGUAACUGUAAAAACGGUCACGGGACAUUCGCGCUUCGAGGUCGACCGAUAUCGCGAGACAUCGGCGAGUAAUCAAAGAACUCUUUGUUUAUUAACGAAUAGAAUUGACAUUUUCACUCUGACAUUUCCCGUCAAUAAGGAAAGACCGCUUUGAUUAAGGAUUUCGAUGAGAGUUGCUGAUAAUUGUCGUGUUCAACUGUCUCCUCAGAGAGUAAAGUUUUUCAGUGUACAUCUCGAGUUAUGUGUCCACUUGAGAAUCUCUCGUCUUCAGAGUGACACUCAGAGUGAUAUGAAAUAUCCCGAUGGUCCUCAAAAUUGAGAAAAUUAUUCUCGAAACGUGGCCAUCGUAAAUUCUUACUGUCGAGGGUAAUUCUGGAGAGAGCGAGUCUCCAGCGGGGACUAUAUGAGAAUGAUACAUCCGGUAUUGGAACGCUUUCGAUUUUGCUUUAGUCGCAAUCGAAGAUAUGACGUUUUCGUUAGCUGUUUUACUUUUUGUCGUCGUCGUCGUCGUCGAUACUAUAACGUCCUAUAAAAGACAAGUGUUAUGUAGGUUUACAUUGCAAGAGAGCCUUGUCACUGGAUCACACGAGGCGCAUGUAUAUUUUCAAAACUUCAUGAUAUAACGUUCGUAUAUUAAUGGAUAUUUAUUUAGCUUGAUAAACUCUUGAAAGUGCAUCUAAUGCGAAAGUAUCACAAUGAAGUGGGAUGAAAAAUGCGCGUCUCUAGAGAAUCCUGGCUGUUUCAAUAUCUUGCUCGCCUUAUACGCCAUCUUCUCUGUGAAUUUAUUUAUACGCAUCGUCUUUUCGGGAGAUGCGCGGGAUGAAUUCUAAACGUUUUUGCAACUCUCGAG
Messenger RNA from Harpegnathos saltator (Jerdon's jumping ant), 7619 nucleotides. RefSeq names its product calcium-dependent secretion activator 1 (gene Cadps). The record is from RefSeq and is a predicted model, not a curated record. The coding region runs from base 434 to 4639 and encodes 1401 amino acids. NCBI's taxonomy places the organism in Eukaryota, Metazoa, Arthropoda, Insecta, Hymenoptera, Formicidae. The transcript has 15 exons. Gene Ontology annotation, biological process: dense core granule exocytosis; synaptic vesicle exocytosis.